Uranotaenia lowii is the source of this 6850-nucleotide messenger RNA. RefSeq names its product amyloid-beta-like protein (gene Appl). The coding region runs from base 341 to 2815 and encodes 824 amino acids. Gene Ontology annotation, cellular component: membrane; neuron projection; neuronal cell body. Gene Ontology annotation, biological process: axonogenesis; central nervous system development. The record is from RefSeq and is a predicted model, not a curated record. Gene Ontology annotation, molecular function: heparin binding; transition metal ion binding. The transcript has 12 exons. NCBI's taxonomy places the organism in Eukaryota, Metazoa, Arthropoda, Insecta, Diptera, Culicidae.
AAAGUUCUGUCCCCGAUACUCGGUUUGUGCCACCAUUUGCAUUUCUUCUAGGGAGCAAGGCAAGGACACCGUUUGGAAGUCCUUCCGCUCAUCAGUUUCGAACUCGUGUUGUACGGUGAAACAUCUCUUCAUUCCGAGAGUGCGCUGGUAUUUCGCGAGACGGUGUAAAGUGGAAGAAAAUUGAAACAAGGAAAACAGAGUGGCGAGAAAAUCGAUUUCACGGAUCAAAAAAUUCGAAUAUAAAGCUAUUGUGUAGCUCAAUUGUGUGUAGUGACUAGAAAUUUGGUGAUUGUUUGAACAAACGGAUACGCUGGAGUUCCCUCAGUGGAAGAACGUCAAAAUGCAUUUCCGGUGGCCAGCAGCGUUGCUAGUGCUAGCAGUGGCGUGGAGUACGACGUCCCAUGUUCAGGCAGCAUCACCCCGAUGGGAACCGCAAAUUUCGGUCCUCUGCGAAGCCGGCCAGACAUAUCACCCGCAGUACCUCUCGGAAGAGGGCAGAUGGGCGACGGACCUGAGCAUCAAAGUCUCCGGCUCGACAUGCCUGAGGGACAAGAUGGAGCUGCUGGAUUACUGUAAAAAGGUGUAUCCAGGUCGCGAUAUCACGAAUAUCGUCGAGUCGUCGCACUAUCAGAAAAUCGGUGGCUGGUGCCGGCAGGGGGCGCUAAACUCCGCCAAAUGUAAAGGCGCCCAGCGGUGGAUCAAGCCGUUCAGAUGUUUGGAAGGUCCGUUCCAAUCGGACGCGCUUCUAGUGCCGGAAGGAUGCCUGUUCGAUCACAUCCACAACGCGUCCCGCUGCUGGCCCUUCAUCAGGUGGAACCAAACUGGGGCGGCCGCCUGCCAGGACCGGAACAUGCAAAUGAGGAGCUUCGCCAUGCUGCUGCCCUGCGGCAUCUCGCUGUUCUCCGGCGUCGAGUUCGUCUGCUGCCCGAAGCAUUUCAAAGCAGUUCCGAUGAAAGUGAAGAAAACCGACCUUCCGGUGCUGCCGGCAGAUCCCGAGGUGCUUCCGUCGCUGGAUGACACCGAAGCUGACAACUCGGAAGACGACGAUGACGAGGACGAUAUCGAUGAUGACGAUGAUGAGGACAUGAUGGGUGAUGAGCCAAUCGAGAGUGACGAUGAUGAGUACGAUUCGGAGGAAGACUUUGACAGUGAUAAGGAACCCGACACUGGAUCCGCGGUUUGGGACAGCUUCAGCACGCCCCAGUCGCUGAUGGGCAAGGACCGAAAGGAUUCCUCCUACACGACCUCCUCCUCGUACUCGACCGAAAAGAUGACCGACAUUCCGACGACCCCGGUCACGGCCAUCCCGACUCCCGAUCCGUACUUCACCCACUUCGAUCCACGCUACGAGCACCAAAACUUCAAGAAUUUGCACGCUGAAUUUCAGGAAGCACAACAGAGGCUGGAGGAGAGCCACCGCGAAAAGGUUACUCGCGUGAUGAAGGACUGGUCCGAUCUCGAAGAAAAGUACCAGGAUAUGCGUCUGGCCGAUCCUAAAUCUGCUCAAACUUUCAAACAGCGAAUGACCGCUCGCUUCCAGACUUCUGUGCAGGCACUUGAGGAAGAGGGCAACUCCGAGAAGCACCAGCUGGCGGCGAUGCAUCAGCAGCGAGUUCUGGCGCACAUCAACCAACGGAAGCGGGAGGCGAUGACCUGCUACACCCAGGCCCUCACCGAGCAGCCACCGAAUUCACACCGCGUCGAGAAGUGUCUGCAAAAACUGCUCCGAGCUCUGCACAAGGACCGUGCUCACGCUCUCUCCCACUAUCGUCACCUGCUGGGCUCCGGCGGAACCGGUGGACUGGAAGCUGCUGCCUCAGAACGGCCACGAACCCUGGAACGUUUGGUAGACAUCGAUCGAGCUGUCAACCAGUCGAUGGCCAUGCUCAAGCGCUACCCAGAACUGUCGGCCAAACUGUCCCAGCUCAUGGAUGACUACAUUCAGGCGCUCCGCUCCAAGGACGAAACACCCGGUUCGAUGCUGGCCAUGACCGAAGAAGCCGAAGCCACCAUUCUGGACAAGUACCGCAUGGAAAUUGAACGCAAAGUAAGCGAGAAGGAACGCCAACGAUUGGCCGAGAAGCAACGCAAAGAACAACGGGCACAAGAGCGGGAGAAGAUUCGUGAGGAAAAACUGCGCCUCGAAGCUAAGAAAAUGGAAGCUGCCUACAAGCAACAACAGCAACAACUCCAGAAGCAACAGGAACAGCAACAGCAGCAACAAGCUCAGCAACAGCAACAGCAGCAGCAACAACAACAGACUCAGCCACAGCAAGUUCAAACUCAGCUGCCAAUUUCGGAACAGCCACAGACUCAGAAACAAAUCGAACUCGAAACUCAAAAGGACACGGAAGCCACUCGUGACUACACAGAAGAAGUGACCAUUGCAAAUAGCCCACAGUCAACGGCUCUGCCAACGGUAGAUGAUGAAGCCGUGCAACGUGCCGUUGAAGAGGUGGCAGCAGCAGUUGCGCACCAGGAAGCGGAACCCAAAAUGCAACAUGUGCUCGCUCACGACAUCGGGCACGGCGAACCGAGCUACUCGGUCCGGCGGGAGAUCUACGGUUCCAGCGGCCACGACGGCAAGAACGUCUACUUCACGCUGGCCUUCGCCGGCAUUGCCCUGAUGGCCGCGGUCUUCGUGGGCGUCGCCGUUGCCAAGUGGAAGGCCUCCCGAUCACCCCAUGCUCAAGGAUUCGUCGAGGUUGAUCAGGCCGUUGGACAGCCAAUCACACCGGAGGAGCGGCACGUGGCCAACAUGCAAAUCAAUGGCUACGAGAACCCAACCUACAAGUACUUCGAGGUGAAGGAAUAAUUUCCGAAACGAGGGGACGCUCUUUGUUAAAGUUAAGCUAACACUAUCAGAGCCCCGAGCGGGGGGCCAAACUGCGGUUGAUGAAAUCGUUUCAACACAAGAAUAUAUGGUAUCUGUUUGGAAGAAGCUGAAUUUCGUUAUUCUGUUUGAUCUCUCUCUACGUAAAUAGAAGAAACAAGAAGCUGCGAUAUGGGAAUGGAGCAACCAGGAGUUUGUGUUUUUCGUUCUGUAGUGACACGGUGUAACAGUCUUGGGUAAGGCCAGGGCAGCGUUUUCCGUUCGGCGAUUUGGUCUUUUGUAAGGAGGGAAAGAACUAACUACCGUUAAAUAGUGUGAUUGUAAUUGUAAAAUUGCCCGCAAGAUAUAAGUUUAUGAUUAAGUACACGAUAAGACAGGACAAGUUGAGAUAUUCGGAAUAAAUCAAAUUUUCACCGGAGUACACCGCCGUUUGAAGCAAAAAGAGAUAUCUACCAAAACAUUUUCCAACCAAUCAGAAGCAAAUAAAGAAAAAAGAAGAAACAACACUCACACUGUUCGCUAUAAAAGAAAAUAUCAUAGUGGUGCCAGGCUACGUUUUGUUUUGUUUCAGGCACAUACCCCUACACACAUUGUAGAAGCGUUUUGCAAGAAAUUAACAGAAAAAUCAAGAGGUGCAGAUUGAACAGGGAGAGUCCUUGGAAAUAAUAGUCGCUCUGCAGGACGUAUCCUGAACUUCAUCCUCGAUUCAUAGUUAGAUAGCUAAGUAGCUAAUUAGUUAUUAUUGUAAAGAAGAAACAUGACGAAAUAAUAAAAUGAAGAAAAAAAGAACAAAAACAAUAAUUGUAAGUAUCAUAGCUUUUUUGAUCAGUGAACCGGAAAUGGUAAUAGAAAAAAACUAUCUAAAAUAUAUAUUUUUUGUAACAAGCCUGCUAUACGCUUUGAAAUUUCAUAUUUAUAUAAUCUUAACAAUAAUGAAAGGUAAACUAUAUAUAUUUACAACAACAAUAAAACACUCACUAUUACAUGCUUCAGAAACAAAAAAGGAAAAAUACAAUAAUUUGGAAGCUUUUUGAUUACCAAUCAUUUGUUCACCGUUAAAGUUCACACCACUAAAACAUGCAACAGAGUAGAAUUCAGCAGCCGAAACACAGACACACUCAUUACACAUAAUAGAUGUCGUCCUCGUUGUGUAGACACAAAGUAUGUGUAAUAAAGAAAAACCAAGCAAAAAACCAUUCAAGCAUCGUAGCCCACAAAAUGUGUGUACCAAUUAAAGAGCUUCUUCCGAAAAACAAACAAAACAAAAUCAUUUAACUUGUAGCGAGCAGUAGACACAGAAACUUGUAGAAACAACAGAACUUAUCAUGCAAAUAUACACACACACAUGCAGCCUAUAUAGGAAGCCAAUAUUCGAGCAGAAGCAGAAUCCCAAGCAGAAAGCACCAUCGCAAACAUACCUAUACUACCAGGAAGAGAAAAAACACUAGGCAAGGAACAAGGAUUGACCGUGUGCAGCAUCCUGAUAAUUGAAAUUCGUCCAUUUUUGUAGACUUUUGCGAGCGCGUAAUUAAGUGUAAGAAGAAAAAAAACACUAUCAAUGGAUAGUGUUCAACCAAUCACAACCAAAAAACAACCAGCAUCAAAGGAUUAAUAAUAAAAAAAACUGAUCACCAAAAACAACCAAUCGAGUCAGGACAACCAAAGUUGGAUAGAUGAGGUUAAAAAAUUUAAAAAAAAACAUCACUCUGCACCUUGUUUUGCAGUGCACUAUUAUCCUGCUAUCUACAUCCUAGAGCGACGAAGCUUAUCUAGUGCUUUGGCAAGCAAGCUGUAAAGUUGAAUAAAUAAUCUCGAAGGGUUAGUGUGUUGAGAACAGAAGCUUGUUACGAAGUGACGCAGCCUUUUUUCUGUUUACUUCUGAAAAAAUAAAUCAUUGGCGUUUCAAUGAGUAUGAUCGUUCUUUCAAUUAGUUUAUAUCAAUACCAAACAGACAGCAGAGAGUUUUAAGUUUUAAAAAAGCGUAUUAGCUUCCAGGACACUUAAAAUUCUUACAACUACUUAUUGGUGGAAUCAUUCUUUCGAGUCAUUAUUUAAGAAUAUUUAAAUCGUUUUGUUACAGCAUCAUUUUGAAUUAUUUUGUUAAUUAAAGUGCCAGCUACAACGAAAGGCUCUGAAAAAUUAUUUAUAUUUAAAGCGAACAUUCGUACUCUUAACGCCGAUUGAUAAAAAAUAGCACUCGAAGGCACCAUUAGAUUUUCCUUCCCAACAGCGUAAAAACAGUGUGUGUAUUAUAUUCGAAAAUCUCCUCUAAGCUUAACUUUCAAAAUGCCAUGCUUGUGUUUCAGUUGCGCAUCUACUAUUGAACAAAAACAACAACAAAAAUUGUACUCAAUAUUACUCAAUCCCAAACCAUCAACCCAACAAUUCGAUAAGCUCGUGAAGCAUUGAUGACAAAGAUGAGACAACAAAACAUCACCGAAAGAUAGAAAAUCACAUCACUUUACUUGCUGAUUGGAUCAAAAGACGUUAUGCAAAAAAAAAAUCUAUGUAAAAAUGAAUUUGAUAUUAUGAUCUAGACACACACACUUAAAAUUAACAAUAACAACAAGUAUUUAAUGCCCCCUGAAUAAAAAAAAACAAAAUGAAUUAGAUUAUAUAUCAUGUAAAAGUAUGUAAUGAGAAUAUUUAUACAACACGUAUAAAUGUGUAAUGAUGUAAACAAUUUGCAAAACUAGUUUUAUUAGGAAACUAUCAAAAGCAACACUGUAAUGUAACACCUAAUUUAACACGACACGUCAACACUAUUCUUUGAAGAUUAAUGACGUUUCCGUUAUUGGAUAAGUUGUAUAAGUAAUUCUAUUUGAAGUCAAGUAAAACAUCUAUUCUCAACUAUAAUGUUGAUUAAAACAAAACAAAUCAAUAAAUAAGCGUGCAGGUUGGUUAAGCUUAAUAAUAAAUAGAGUCGAACGAUGGCGAAGAAGAAAACCAAAACAAGCUCUCUAUCUAAAAAAAAAUACAACAAACACAAGUUUAUCACAAAACAAAUGCGCUUAGUUUAACACGAUUGCUAUCCACUAUUACUCUCAAGUAACAAGUAAACAACUAAUAUCUGCAAAGUACAUGCUAAAUCAAAAAUGUAACCGCUCGUUUUUUCAUCAGUUCGUUUUCCAACCAAAACAAACAAAAAUAUUACUCACACUAUUAUAUAAAACAAACUUUUUUAAAAACUGGCAACCCAAACAGCAAAAAAUAAAUAAAAAAUAAUAAAUAAUAGAAAAUUUAAAAAAAAACACAGUUCUACUCAGUUGUCAUGGGGAUGGUAAAAGAUAAACAAGCGCACACAACUUAAAAAAAAAGCGGCAAACACCAACAAACAGCCGUUUUUCUAGCGUUUGUAUAACAACACAAACAAACGGCGAGCCAUUGAGCAUGUAACUUUACAACGGAAAGUGAAACGGAUUACUUUGUUUAGAAAUUCAUUGUUACUCGUGUACAUGUAAUAACUACUCAGUAACUGUUUCAUCCCCCUGUUUCAUUGAACUCGAUCGUUAUUUCUCAAGGAAAAAUCACAUCUAUGAAAUCUCAUCGCAGCCACUUUCAGCAUACCGUGACACCUUUGGUCCCCUUUUUUCACCAGAACAAUGUCUUUCUAUUAGUUCAGAAAAAGAUAAAACUUUUGUAAAUUUUUCCUUUUUGAAAAUAUAAACUGAACGUUUUCAGAAAAUCAAUAACAAACAGCUUCGUUGGGAAUUUAAUAAAAAAAAACCAAAGUUGAAAUGACAUUCGAUUCCUGAAACAAACGCUAGACUAACCCGUAAAAAAAUCACACCAUUUAGGCAGAUGCAUUGAAACAUCCAAAGUUAAACCAAAAAAAACAAACAAAAAUCGUAGACGCGACAAAUGGAUAUAAGAAAAAAAAAAAACCGAAACCCAUCAGAAACUGCAACUGUAACCUUUCUAUUUGAAUGAAGUAAAAAAAAACAACAACAACAAAUUCAGCAAAACAAUAACAACAGCGACUGCAGCAGCAAAGAAGCAAGCAAGCAAACGAGCAAA